GUGGAUUCGCCGUGCUGGAGCAACAGAUCAACGCGCAUGCGCACUUGAUUGUUUUGACUGAAAAUGCCGUCGGUUUCGAAAACGGCGGCCAAUGCGUCUCCUCAAACCGAGAAACCAACCCAUUAUACCUACUUGAAGGAGUUCAGAACCGAGCAGUGCCCGCUGUUCCUGCAGCACAAGUGCACGCAGCACAGACCGUUUACGUGCUUCCACUGGCACUUUCUCAACCAGAGGCGGAGGAGACCCAUCCGCCGUAGGGACGGCACCUUCAAUUACAGCCCCGACGUCUACUGCACCAAAUACGACGAGACCACAGGCAUCUGCCCGGAUGGAGACGAUUGUCCUUAUUUACACCGGACCACGGGUGACACGGAGCGCAAGUACCACCUCCGCUAUUACAAGACGGGCACCUGCAUCCACGAGACAGACGCCCGGGGGCACUGCGUGAAGAACGGCCUCCACUGCGCCUUUGCUCACGGUCCGCACGAUCUCCGACCUCCUGUUUAUGAUAUCAGAGAGAUUCAGGCACAAGAGGCGCUCCAGAAUGGACAGCUGGGCUCCAGCGAAGGUAUUCCCGACCUGCAGCCCGGCGUAUUAGCCAGCCAAGCCAUGAUCGAGAAGACCCUGACGGAGGAUCCCAGGUGGCAAGACACCAACUUUGUUUUAGCAAACUACAAGACAGAACAGUGCACAAAACCGCCCAGAUUGUGCCGACAGGGCUACGCUUGUCCGCACUACCACAACAGUCGGGACCGCAGACGCAAUCCGCGUAAAUACAAGUACAGGUCAACUCCGUGCCCCAGCGUGAAACAUGGCGACGAAUGGGGCGAGCCUUCCAAAUGCGAAAGCGGCGACGCCUGCCAGUAUUGCCACUCACGCACGGAGCAGCAGUUUCAUCCAGAGAUCUACAAAUCCACCAAGUGCAACGACAUGCGACAAACCGGCUACUGUCCCCGGGGGCCAUUUUGUGCCUUUGCACACGUGGAAAGAAUCCCCUCCGCCGAGGACACCAUGAGCUCGUUGCUAACGGCGAUACAUUCCAGCUCGCAUUCCCAGCCGGGCUCUCAGCAGUAUUCCGAGUGUCCACUCGGCGAGUGGACGACGGCCGGCGGCUCCAACACCAGCAACGGACAAGUGGCCAGUACACAAAAUAGCGUUUUCUGCGCUGUGAACCCGCUGGCGUCGAGCUUCACCUCCAGCAUAACGUCCAGCUUGGCCUCCAGCAUUGGCUCGGACAGCUCCUCCCCGACCACCUUGUCCACCAUGAACGCAAAAGCCACUCCCUUUUAUCCCGGGAGCAACACAGUGGAAUCGGUUAUAGGAUCCGCUUUGGAUCUCAACUUUUGUGACAUCAACGUUGCGUCGCUUGAUAAGGAGCUAGAAGAACAAGAAAACAAUAUUGGGCUGGAAAGUCAAAGAAUGCUCGGUGGCUCGGCCCCGGUCAACAUUCCCGGCUCGCUGGCGCGCUCGUCCUCCUUCAACUCCUCGUCGUCACUGUCCACCUCGCCGCUGAGCUCACUGUCGCAGUCGCAGUCACUGCUGUCCGGCGUCGUGUCGCAUCACAACCACACGGCUAACAUGUUGGCCAAGCACGAGCAUGGCUUGCUGGGAACGCCGACUUCUUCUUCCCAGAAUUCCUUAGGCUUAAACGGCGCCAGCAGCAUUUGGGACUUUGUGAGCGGCAGCUUUUCACCAAGUCCGUCUCCGGUCUUCAGCAGCCUGACGGGCAGCGGCGACGUCUCGCGUCUCUUUCGGGAACUGGAUGAAGCCAAGAGGAAAAUUAAACAGUGGGAGGAGGCCUGGCAUCAGAUCAAACAGGCGUACGAAAACUGCCAGAAAGAAGCCCACGAAGCCAAGGAACAAGCCAAGGCGGCGGAGGGGGAGCGGCAGCUGGCGGAGCAGAAACGUGACGGGACGGAGCGCAAGUUGAAGGACCUGAGGGGCGAGUUUGACGCUCUGUGCCGAGCGCCCGGAACGCCGCUCCUGCGCAGCUACGGCGAGCUGGACCAGCUGCCCCUGUCCAAACUACACUCGCUCAAGAACCAGCUGCGCAACGACCUCGACGCCAUCGACAGGGUCAUAUAUCUGCUUCAGUCAAAGAAAUGUCUCGUUUGCCAAAAGCGCGGCCGCUGCGUCGUGCUGCAUCCGUGCCAACAUUUCGUUCUAUGCGAGAGCUGCGCGUCCAGCAAAACCGAAUGUCCCUACUGUCAAACGACAAUACUCAAGUGGUGAUGCACACUCACACACCAGAGGUACUAUUUAGAAGAAACUACUAAUAGACAGCAAAUUUUUGUAUAUUUCAUAGAACAGUUAAAAACGCUGAAUGAAAUGAUGCUUGACUCAUAUAAAUCUUUAUCAAAACUCCGAAUCGUGUACAUGAGAUUUGGAUGUGUAGGUUUUUGCUCAUUUUACAUGGCCAAUAUCUUCAGUGAGCAAAAAUACGCACUUAAAAUGGGCAACAAUUUGACAUCCACUUCUGCUUUAGUUAAAGAGGAACAAUUGUCGAAAAAAAAAUCACUUUUAUUUUGCGGAGAACAUAUUGUGAAAUUUAACACUAUGCAGAGUGAAUCUUUGACGUAUAUAUAUAAAUAUAUAUAUAUGAAACAAAAAUAUUUGUAUUGCGAAAUGAUCAAGUGUUUUCAGGUAUUAGCGCUGAAUGUUCCCUUUUAAGUAACCCCCCCCAAAUAUGAGCUAAUAUGAAUGCAGCUAGUCAAGCAAUUAUUCUGACCAAUUUCCUGAAGAUUUCUUAAUUCAAGCACUUUGUUGACAUGGGACUAUUAAAAGGGUAUGUAGACAUUUUGUUUAAGCUGCUUCGUAGGUAUUUGUUUGGUUUUUUAACUAGUCAUACUUUUUAUAAAUAUACCUAUAAGUGUAUACAUAUAAGCUAAUGCUUUUUAGUGUGUACCGUGAGACAUAAAUGGAAUAUUUCACGUUUCCUGUUGUUAAGUCAUGGCAUGAUUCUGGAUAGUAAGAUUUAAUAGCAAAAUAAAAGUAUUUAAUAGUUUCUACUUUCAUAGUUAGGUUUAUAAAUACAUUUUGGAAAGGAAAAAAAAAACAAUCAAGUGCAAAUUUAUGAUGCGUUUUAGGCAUAACCAGCAGCAGUAAUAUGUGUAAAGUGCACACACGCUACACGUGGUUCAAUCAAUCACUUUUUGUUUUUUGUAAAGAUUUCUAAGGAGGAGCAUGUGUUGUCUCUUUUACGUGUGUAGGAAACUAGCCUCGAGAACAUAUCGGCCUCCAGUUCAAAAGUGCCUUAAGGUCAAAUUGUAGAAGCAGAAAAGCUUGUUUUUGGUGUUAAAAAAAAGUUGACUUAAACAUCAUGACCAUAGUGUAUGUAGUUUAGGCCCAGUUUCAUAAUUAUGCUAAUUAGAAUUUUUUUUUUUUUUUUUUUUAAAUGGAACAUUACCAGUGCCUGCGUCCUUUUCGCAGGCCGCGGUGCUCUUCCCGUGCAGCUUUUGCUCUUUGGAGAUUUUCUUUCCUGGCCGUAUGCAAACAGAAAAAGCUAUUAGGACAAUUUCCGUUAUUAACAUCAUCAAGUCCGUCUAAAAUGACCUUCUACUGUGUCAAUGAAUCGACUCUUUCACACUCGCUCUCGCUUUACAAAAGAAAGUGUCUCCAGGUAUAAUUGAAUUAAGCUACUUGUUAAGUUUACAUUCCCCAAUGGGCUCAGUGGAGAAAAAAAAAAAAUCGCAAAAGAAAUUUGCUGACUUAAAGACGUGGCUGUAGCUAUAAUGAUUCAAAAUGGACCAGCGAUCUAGCAAUCGUAAAUCCCAACAAAGAGGACCACCCACUGUUUUAGAACGAGAGACUCGUGCUGCCUUCCAGAAAACUGGGAAGUCUGACAUUUUGUCCGUAAAUCAAAACACACACGAGUUUUACGAACAUCCAAAACAACAAAUUAGCCCAAAUUACCUUUCAUUGUAUUUUAUUCUGUAAUAAAGAAAAAGAGCCAAGUUGGCCCCCCAAAAAAUAUUUUCUCUCGUCCAGAUUUUUGCCAUGUUUUUGUUUGCAUCACAACUUUAGACCCAACGUAAGCAUUUAAGCUUGUCUCAAGCACUGAUCGGUAUCUUUCCGACUUCCCGGCAGCCUCGAACGCAGCACUAAAUCUUAAGAAUUUUUUUUUUUUUUAAAGAGACAAUGUUGUCUUUCGAAUGGAUGAGUUCCAUCCACUCAUUUCUAUACAGUUUGUAUUUUCCUACACAAUGUACAAAGCCUAAAAAGCUUCCGCUUGAGCCAUACGAAAAUUGACAAUAAUCAUUGACUGUAAUCGUGUCACACUGCCAGACUGUAGUUCGACUGUACGCCUGACCCAUUCGGACGUAAAAUCAUAUUAAUAACUAUUGUAAAAAGUAUUCACGCAGUUCCAUCACAAAUUCUUUUCAAAUCAUUUGAAUGACUUUUGUAAGACGUUAGGAUCCCGGUAACUGCCCGUUCAAUGAUGUCACCGACCCGUACUGCUGUAAAUUGUCAAAAGUGUUUGUUUUUCUUUAGUUUUUAAAUUGUUUAAUUUGACAGGGUCCUUCGGUCUUCAACAUUUUGCCUGUAAAUAAAAAUGAUAAUAAUAUUAACGAUGUCUCAUGCAAAAUUUAGAGUAACCGACCAAAGUGUUUCUCGUAGUUGUGCAAAUAUUCCAAAAGAUCUUUAAAAGGGGACUCCACGUGUCGCUGGGGAGCACAAAUGAAUGCCCGCGCGAGACGUGGAAUUCCAUUUUGGAGGGCCUUUGCUGUUUCACUUAACGGCUAAAUCACUUUUAUUCUUAACAUCAACGCACCUGAGCCCGUGUUUGUUGCAGUUUUACCAAAGACCUGUACUUUUUAGUUUUUCUUUCAGUCACAAAUGUAGGUUGGUAACGGCUAAGGAAAAUAAUCACCUACCACCUUAAAUAGUCAAUUAGCAGGAAUCAAUUAUUUUUCCCUGAGUUGAGUUUAAAAAUACAGACAAAUCUCGACUAAUGGUGUUUUUACGGCCGAUUAAAGGGUUUCGUUGAGAACGGUGAAGGGAUUGAAUGUGCUACUGAAGUGGCUACAUAACCUUCACUUUUUUUUUUUUUUUUUUUGAAGUUUACUUUAUUCUAAAUGGUUGGUUUAUUCAUUUGUCUACUGUUUAUGAUACUGUUCAGUGCUUUUAAUUCAGUGUCCAGUAAGUGAGGUUAUCUGUGGCAGAUAGACUGAAUUCAUCCCAACAAAACAAUCCCAGAAGUCCACUUUGUAAGCACUGCGGUUUAUUAUGACUUUUUGUGCCUUUUUUUAAAUUAAAAUUUGUGCUAUCCGGAAAGAUGAAAAUGGUCAAAUUUCCCAGAAUUAGGAACCAGAAAUUGAGUGCCUUACAUAAGUCAAGUGGACAGGCCAAUUAAGUGUGAUUGGUAUGAAAACAAGACAAGAACUUAAAAAAACAAAAACAGCAAUAUCCAGUUACUAAGGACACAAUUUAGAUCAAUCUGGCACCAAAUGGGAAACAAAAAGCACCAAAUAGGAAGAUUUUUGUAAAUGAACUUUACACGGCAUACUUUUGAAUCUGUUUUACAUUCUAGUUGUUUCGUCUAGAGUGUUUGUCGUCGUUUUUGAAUGCUAUGAACACGCCAGCCUGAAGAUUUAUGCAAUCGUGUGUAAUGAGUGUCAUGUUGGAAUUGAAAAUGGCUUACUAGUACGAUUGUUGUGGAAAUUACAAAAAAAGAAAAAAAGAAUCAAUGUGGAACCAGUCGUUCCAUGUACUGUAGACAUGUUGUUGUUAUUAUUAUUACUAUCAACAUUUUGAAGCCCUGAAAUAUUGAAUGUAUUGUUCUAAAUUAGAUAUUCAAUGAAGAGGUCACUGGAAUCUUAUUAUUGCGGAGCUCAGUUCAUUCAUUUUGAUGUAGCAUCUAGUUGUAAACUGCUAUUCAAUAAAAACAAAUGUAUUAGCACUAAAGGUGGUUAUUUUUUCUACGUUAUUGGAGUGCUUGAAUGGAAACUGGAUUCAGUGGGUUCAUUCCUGUCAGUCUGUAUGAAUAUUGAAAUAGUUUUUGUGAUAAUAUGUCGGAAUUCAAGCUGAUAAAAACAAAAAUUUUACUGUCGGUAUUAAAUUCUGUGUUGUGAACACAAACAUACCGUAUAGGUGCAAGUCUUAGAGUACUACCAGAUUGUUUUUUUUUUUCUUUAUUAUUUUUCAGUUUCUACAUUAAUGAUUGUGUAUUGCAUAUAUUCUGUAGUGUAUGGCUAGUUUGUUAACACUUGUUAAAUUGUUACACUACAGUGUUGUAAUGGUUUACAGAGUUCACAAGAUUAUAUUUUAUCAUCUGGACAAUUAAACAAAUUUUUCAUCUCA
Messenger RNA from Syngnathus typhle (broad-nosed pipefish), 6300 nucleotides. It is a transcript of the gene unkl, whose product is annotated as unk like zinc finger. NCBI's taxonomy places the organism in Eukaryota, Metazoa, Chordata, Actinopteri, Syngnathiformes, Syngnathidae. The transcript is spliced from 14 exons. The record is from RefSeq and is a predicted model, not a curated record. Gene Ontology annotation, molecular function: metal ion binding. Bases 64 to 2232 code for a protein of 722 amino acids.